Molecule: messenger RNA, 8624 nt
Organism: Leptidea sinapis
Lineage: Eukaryota; Metazoa; Arthropoda; Insecta; Lepidoptera; Pieridae
Gene: Dscam4
Product: cell adhesion molecule Dscam2
Exons: 27
Coding region: 225-4211 (1328 amino acids)
Molecular function (GO): protein binding
Source: RefSeq, a predicted model, not a curated record
UUUACUCGUACGGACAAACGCUGCCUCUAAAUCGACGACAAAAGGUGUUCCCGAACGGAACGUUGAUUGUGGAACAAACUCAACGGAGCGAGGAUGCGGGUACAUACACUUGUCAAGCAACGAAUAGGCAGCGUCAUGUGGCCAGGAGGGAAGUCGAAGUUCAGAUUUUGGUGCAGCCAAAGAUACUGCCCAUCCAGCCUCUAACGAAUUUAUUGAGGGAGGGUAUGAGGGCUGCGAUCUCCUGUCAAAUACUGGAGGGUGAUUUACCGAUUGCUUUUCGAUGGGAGAAGAAUGGGCAGCCCGUGACGUCAUCGCCAUACGCUCCAAGCGGCAUCAUGACGAGGAGGAUGGACGAGUAUAGCGCUUCGUUGGUGAUUGAGCAUAUUACGUCGUUGCAUAGUGGGAACUAUACUUGUAUAGCUUCGAACGUGGCUGGAUCUGAACGCUUCACAGUUCCACUAACUGUUAAUGUUCCACCUCGCUGGCGUUUGGAACCGGGUGACAUGGCCGUGGCAGCUGGCCAGGACGUAAUUCUGCAAUGCCAAGCUGAUGGCUAUCCAAAACCAACUAUCACCUGGAAGAAAGCAGUUGGUAAUACGCCCGGGGAAUACAAAGACUUCAUGUUCGAUGGAAACUCGCGUGUUCUGGACAACGGGUCUCUGAUUUUUGAAAGAGUGGCCAAGGACAGCGAAGGGCAUUACUUGUGUGAAGCAAGAAAUGGUAUCGGAGCCGGUCUCAGCAAGCUUAUCUUCUUGAAAGUUAACGCACCAGCUCGUUUUCCAAUGAAAAGCAAAACAGUGCAAGUGACGGCAGGUGAGGCAGCGCACCUGCAAUGUGCUGCCUCUGGCGAUGCGCCUCUUGAAGUCACCUGGAGAAGCCCUCAUCAUCACACCAUCGCCCAUCAUUUAGAUCAGAGAUACACUAUCCGUGAACAAGUUCUGGAUGACGGCCUGGUGUCUGAACUCAGUAUAUUGCAGACCUACAGACAAGACACGGGAGCUCUCACCUGCCGAGCUUCCAACGCGUACGGACAGGACGAAAUGCUAAUACACUUGGUAGUACAAGAGGUUCCCGAGAUGCCAAAAAAUAUAAGAAUUAUCGAUCAACAAUCGAGAACGAUUCAGAUAUCAUGGACUCAGCCUUAUGCAGGCAACAGUCCCAUCAUCAACUACAUCGUCCAAUACAAAGAAGCGCCAGAGCCGUGGCCGGCAACACCCCAAAAGGUGAUAGUUCCCGGAAGUGGUACGUCUGCGAACGUACAGAACUUGCAACCAGCCACGUCGUACCAUUUGAGAAUCAUUGCAGAGAACCGCUUGGGACAGAGUGAGCCGAGCCAACUAGUACAAGUCACUACAACUGAAGAAGUUCCAAGUGGACCGCCUCAGGAAGUUCGAGUGGAAGCAAAAAGCUCAACAGAACUGAUCGUGUCCUGGGAUCCACCGAUAAAAGACCUGUGGAAUGGAAAUAUUCUCGGCUACUACGUCGGAUUCCAAGAAUUGAACAACAACAGCAGUAUGCUAAGCGCAAAUGGGCCUGGUGGUGCCUCGUACACAGUUCGCACCGUGGAGGGGUCUGGUAUGGCUCGUGCUCGGACCACGCUCUCCGGUCUCCAGAAACACACUCCUUAUGCUGUUGUUGUCCAGGCGUACAAUAGCAGAGGAGCUGGCCCUGCUUCACCGCCCAGUACUGCUACUACAAAUGAAGAUGUGCCCAGUUUACCGCCGGGUAUUCUCCAAUGCACGGCACUCAGUUCUCAGUCAGUGCGAGUGGCCUGGGAACCUCCUCCCGUCAGAGGACGCAAUGGAGUGCUACAGGGGUAUAGAGUGACUUACGCACCGGUCACUGACUGGUAUGGAAGUGAAGAAUCAGUAACAAAGCAGAUAUCGGGGCUCCACACGACGCUCUCGGGUCUUCGGCGGUACACCAACUAUUCAGUCACGGUCUGCGCCUUCACUGCUGCAGGCGACGGAGUGAGGGCCGCUCCGGUCUACUGCCACACCGAGGAAGAUGUGCCGUCGGCUCCAGCUGAUAUAAAGGCCGCGGUAUCAUCACGAAACAAGAUAUUGGUGUCAUGGCUGCCACCGUCUUCGCCUAAUGGAGUGCUCGUAGGUUACACCCUGUACAUGAGCGUCAUCGAAGAUGGGAGGGAGGAGGGAACCCACAAACGUAUGCUGUCUCCCAGUACGUUAAACCAUGAGACGUCGCGUUCUCCAGUUCGCGCGACCCACCAGUUCUGGGUGUCUGCGUCAACGCGACUGGGGGAGGGAGACCCGACGCGAGUUGUUACUGUACUGCCUUCUGAUAGUGUACCAGCACGAAUUACCUCCUUCAGUCGCAAUAUAGUGACACCAUGGAAGGAGAACAUAUCGUUGUCCUGUAAUAAAGUUGGAGUUCCGGUACCCACAACCACUUGGAGUAUGAAUGGAGUAUUACUCGAGUCUACGCUCAGGAAGAACGUAACCAACGAUGGCACUCUCAUAAUAAGUAUGACGCAAUACGCCGACAGCGGUAAUUACACAUGUCUAGUAGAAAACCAACAUGGCCACGACGAGGUAUCGUAUAUCGUGGAAGUUAAAGUGCCGCCUCAACCUCCUAUACUUGCCGUUGUCGACUCUUAUGCUGACUCCUUGCAUCUGCAGUGGAGUGACCAGGGAGAUGGCGGCAGCCCUAUUUUAGGUUAUGUUAUAAAUUACAAACGGGAGCAUGGAGAUUGGGAGGAGCUGCAGGUAGAAGCAGGGACGUCUGAACACGUGCUGCCAAACCUCUGGUGCGGCACUAGAUACCAACUAUACAUCACUGCUUUCAACCGCAUUGGCACAGGAUUACCUUGCGACAUCGUUCACGCCUAUACUAAGGGCACUGUUCCAGUAAAACCAAAGCAUUCCCAGAUGAUAACUCUGAACACAACGACAGUGACCGUGUGGCUUGACUCGUGGGGUGACGGUGGGUGUGGAAUUCUGUACUUCGUCAUCGAGUACAGAGAAAUAAGUCAAUCUCAGUGGCGGUUAGUGUCAAAUAGUGUUCAAGCGACGGAGCGUGUGUUCAGUGUGACCGGUCUGUCGGCCGGCACGCACUACCAGCUGAGGAUCACGGCUCACAACAACGCCGGCCAUGCUGUCGCCUUGUACAACUUUACCACACAUUCUAUUAGCGUUCUGGAAGGUGAGAUAUCUCCAGCCGUACCAGCGGCUGGAUCCCGUUCUCUGGGAGGAGCUCGCGUCAUCUUGCCAGCAGCUUUGUCACUGCUGGUAUUGGCUGCUCUCAUAGCGAUCGUGCUACUCGUCAGGAGAAACAUUCCUCGUGCAACAGAAACGAGUGGGACAGAGACAGCGACCACAGAAGCGGGCGUCGGAGAGUCGCCGUCAGUGGCACAGCUUCAGAACAAAGUGAACAGAGACCAGCAGUACCUGGCAGCUCGAGCACACCAUCCUAACCCACCGCAUCACUAUAAACAUGCGUCUAAUGAGUACAUAGAAGACAUCUGUCCCUACGCUACAUUCCAGCUGACAAAGCCAAGUGCUUACAGUGAGAGCAGCUAUAGUGGCAAUGUGUACAGCGGACCAUAUCACUCAGUGCGCGGUUCAUUCGUGUAUCACGAUCUGAAGCAGAACGACAAAUAUAAGGGUAAAGAACCAGAAUACACAAAAGUAAGAAGAAAAGGAAAUAGACUUAGGGACCCGCAUUCCGAGAGCCAAGAGUCGGACAACUUGGGCUCCACGGAUUCGGAGGUGAAGAAGAUAUUAACGCUACACCUGCCUAUUACAGAGUACGAAGAUGACGCCAGUGACGAUGCGAGCGCGCCGCAUUCGGACAGCGAGUCCGCCGCCCGACUGAGACCUACACAUCCACCUAACUGUUGUUUAUUGACUUCAGACCCGAGUGUAGAGCGUGAGGAGUCGUCUUCAUCAUCAGAAAAUUCUGGUGGCGGCAUCGUGAGAAAGGCGUUCCCGUCCCGGAAGGGCAAGGCGGGAGCAAUCGGCAAGAGACAUGUGCGCUCCUCUAGUGGAUAUAGCAGCCAUAACGAUGAAACUACAUUCAGUAUAUCUAAUUACCCAUAUAACGACCACAUCCAUCCCCCCUCUCGUUUCUCCGACGACACUGAGUGCGAGGGACACCAUCGUCGCAAGAGAGGUCACAUGGCACACACCCAGGUCACCACGCACGGCAGCGAUUCCAAGGUAUCGCGGGAAGCUUUUCAAAUUAACGUCUAAUUAAACCCUUAAAUACAAUCGGAAUGUACUUUUGAUGCUGUACGUUUUCGUACUCAUGCCUUUUAUCAAAAAAAUACUCGACUUAACUAAAAAGUUACAGAUUAAUUCUUUGUUGAACAGGCAUUUUGACGUCUAAUACUUAAUGUGAUUAUUAUUAAAAAUUUAAAUCCACAAUUUGUUAAAAAGGCCUAUUUCUAAUAACAGCAAGGUUCGUAUCACCAUCAGUUACGCGCAGUUAAAUAAACUACAAUGUUGCCAAAUAGCAGAUAUUAGUUGUAUAUAUAAUUGUAGAUAGAUAGAUAUAGCUAAUUAAUUAUUAGUGCCACAAAAUGUACCUACUCAUUGAAUUAAAGAGUACCUAUAUGAAUAAAUUAUUAUUAACUGUAUUAAUAUAAUUUAUUCGUACUUAAUAUGCUGUGUCUAUCUAUGGCUACCAAGCCAAAGGACACUGUAAAUAUUGUUGUAAUAAAUGUGUUAACGGUUAUCGAUAUGUAACUAAGAAGAACAAUAAUUAAAAUAAAAAAAAUAUAUUUUAAACUUAAUGCCUUAUUGACCAAUGUCUUAAAACUUAGUUACGGAUAUAAUGGGAAAGUUAUCAAUAUAAAAUAAUAAUUGUUUGAUUGUUGUAAAGUUUAUGGUAACAUCGUUUAAUCUAUCUGUCUUUACUUAACUACGAACAUUGCAGUCUUAAUUCAAAAUCCAAGACGUUUUGACAUGUUUUUAAUUAUAUGUUGAAUUUAAAUUGCCAUGAAAAGACGAUAAUUUUUUUCAAAGACUACCUAUGGCAGCAUGUGGACAAAGAAAAGAUACUUAUGCAAGAAAUUAAACUUCUUUGACGAAAAUAAAAAAUAACGCGUUAAAGAAAUUUGACAUUAAAAUACUGGUGUAUUAAUAAAAACUGGAAAAUAAAUUUAUUACAAUAGAUAUUUAGGAUUCGAAGUAUAAAAUCACUAGAAACCAUAGCGUAAGUAUUCCUACGAAACAAAAGCAACCAGGAAAUUAAAUAUAAUUUGUCAGCUUCGGACGAAUUUGAUCGUUUUUAUUUUUAACUCGUGAAAUUAUAAUCGUUUCGAGAAUUAAACUUCAAUAUUAUUAUAUAUUGUGUUUGGUAUGCGCAACUUCCGAAGUUUGGUUUAUUUAAUCAUUUUAUCUUUACCUACCUAUAAUACUUUUCUAUAUUGUCAGAGAAAUAAGACAGAAACCACUAGGUAUUAGUAGUAACAUCAUCACUAAUUAUGUCUUUAUGUAUUUUAGAAUAAUUUGGAUGAUGUAGGUAUAAAUCGAUUAUCGAUUUCAAAUAAUUUCUAAAACCAAAGUUUUUUUUUGCUUCAAUACACAUGUGUUUUAUCGGAGUUUACUUAAGUUACUUAUUAUCUUAUUUAUAACCCUUAGGUACUAAAAAAACUUAUGUUAACUAUCAGUAGAUCAAUUGCUUUUGCACUUGUUUGUAAACAGGUAAUUAUAUUAUAUUAAUAUACAUUUAUAUUGCCAUGUACCUAAGUUAUUAAUCAAAUUUAGAACGCUUACUAAAAUCCUUACGAUGUAUUAAAUAGUAAUGAAAACACUGUUCAAUCGACGUAAGGAUCAUCUAGAUAAAACCUAUUGUAAUAUUUCUUGGUUAAUGAUUUGUUAAUAAUACUAUACCGACAUACAAUCAAAACUAGAAUAGGAGCCACUAGUUUGACCCUUUGCAUUGUAUUCGAAAAUAUAGUAAACACUUACCUACCAGGGAGAGGUUUCUUUGCAGAGGAUGUACUAUAGGUAGUGCAACGGCGCUUUUUUUUUUCAAGAAAAGUAUACAAACACUGAUUAUUUCGGUUUGAAGUUUCCACCUCGUACCUACUUAGUUAGUUUUCAGUAUUCACAUAAAAAAAGAGUAAAGACGCCAAACGCCACGCAAUUCUGAGAGCAAAUAUAUUUUUCUUUUUCAUUUAAUACUGCGAGAUACGCUCCUAUUCUAUUUUGAUCACUAAUCGCUUUAGUAUAUAACUGGAACAAUCCUCAGUGAAUAGGAACACGAGACAAUACACUAAUCUGUAGUUUUUGGUAAAUGCGGCAGAAAGUUGGUGUAGGUACCUCUAUUUAAUUGAAUGUAAUGAGUAGAAAUAGUUUACGAAUGUUGGUAAAAUUGUACUGUACCUCAAUUAUUUAUUUGGUUUCAUUCAUUUACUGUAAUUUCAACACCUUGUUAGCAGAAAUGGUAAAAUUAUUGUGAGAACUUGAUGUAAGCAUGCCGCCAUCUUGAAUUUUAUGUCGCGUCGUUUCAUAAUGGUGACGCUACAGGAAAUGUUAUUAAUAUCUACAGAUAUAUUAAUAUAGUGCGUGGAUUACAAUUUGUAUUGAGUUUGUAGCUUAAUUACCUCUACAUAUUCACUUUACCCAUUUUAUUAAGAGUGUAGAAUUUCGUUAAAUUCAAGUGGAUUUUUAUCAUUAAAAAAAUUUGAAUGUGAAACGAAAUAGUAAACAAAAAGCAGCCAAAUCGGGCCAAUAUUACUAUUUAGUUUAUUCCUUAUUCAUGAAAUUUGUAAUCACUCUCUAAAAUAAAUAAGUUUAAUCCUUAUUGCGACUAUUUCUCUGAUUUGGCAAAAAGAUUGAAAUUGGUUUGUAUUUUUGGGUGGGGUUUGUAAUUUUUCAACCCUAGUGGUAUUCGAAUAUAGAAAAAUAAAUACAAUAUUACCAUUUCUGUUCUCUUUAUUAUUCCAAUAAAGACUGUCUUAUGUAUAAUUAAAAUAUAUUUUAUAUACCUAACUAGGCACAAAUACCUUUUGCUAAAGCGAACUUAUACAUUGUGUAGUGUUUAGUAAAAUUUAGUUUAAUUUUAGACACCUAUGUUAAAUAAAAACAGCUUAUAUUAAAUUAAAACUGAAGUUAGUUAUGAUGCGAAUUUCCAGGACUCAAAUCGGUUAUUUUUUCAUAAAAUAAUUAAAUAAUCACUACAAAAAAUACAAUUAACAGCAAAAAUUAUAUUAUGACAUUUUUUUAUAUCAAUAAAUAGCAACGGUCGAGGUCUAUUUUAUGAACGUAGUGGUUAUGUCUAUGGUUUUGCUGCAGACAAAAAGCUGUUCAAACAAAGAGUGAGUUACCAUAGCGAAAUAAACAUUUUGUCAUGACUGAAAGCGAAAUUACUAAUUUGAGUCCGAAGUCUACUUUUUUUUCACACAUAUUUUCGAUGUCUAGGUGAUGGCAACAUCGAAUUUGCAUAGGUUUACGGAGCUCCAAACUGCCAAAUAUUUCUAGUAAUAUUCAAGAGCAAAAAUGUUUUUUACUAUAACGCAAUCUCCAAUAGUAUCCCUAGCAUAACACAUUGAAAUAUUCAUAAAACAUGAUAUCAUUUUAUAUCUAAGUAAAUGUUAAACCAGGCGAUUGAAAGAUAUAGAUGUGCUUGCGGUUUACGGACGGCACACUGGAUUUAUUUAAAUUGACGAAUUGGUCGAAUCGUCAAAGAUUGUAUCCAUUAUUUUCAAAGCUUGUCAAAUUCGUUCGCGACACUCCAGCUGCGGAGAAGGAAAAGAAAAUACAAUACGCAUCGGCGGCGGCGGGAGAGAAAUUCUUUUUUUAGAGUUUAGGUAUUUUUUGCAAUCUGCUAGUGCACGUAAUUUGAAGUUCUCAUUUAACUGACCUUACGUCUACUGAAUAAACUGGAUCGCACAUCCUUUUUGCCAUAAAAUGUUAAAUAGAUAAGUAUAUGGAGCACCUUUAUUAUUCUGUAAAAGUUCAUUAUUCAACAACUUGCACUUAGACAAUUUAUACGUCAAGAGAGACUGUAACAGCUGUGAACACGUCAAAAAAUAUAGCAGCGAACAACAGUAAACAGUCCUCUAUUUUCAGCAAUGGGCACACACUAAAAGUAACAUACACAUCAUACCUAUAUAGGUAUAUAAUAUAUACGCAUAAUAGUAUAAGACGUAGCUGUCAUGCUAAAGUAACAAACCUGGCCUGUUGUUAUGCGUUUCCUAACAGCAAGGGGCGUAUCAAUUAUCUAAGACCAGUGCAUUUUGUAACUACUAAGUUUUAAUUAGUUUAAUACACAGAUAAUACUGUACUAAUAUUUAUCUGUGUACUAUUUAAUCAUAAGUGGUCAGUACCAAACUUGCUCGCUAGAUGGCAUUUAUUUCAAAACAUUUUAUUACCCGCCCCCGCAGUUCACGGGUGUCUCCAACGAAAUUAAAUUAAACAUACCUUCAUCACCAUGACAUCACGUUAGUACUUAUGUGUAUACAACGAAAGUCGCUCGAACUUCCGACACGAUGGCACAUGUAUCCAUCAUUUCUAGUCAAUGUACCAUAUCAUUUUAGUAUUUUGUUAUAUACUCGUAUUUUGUAAGGUAGUCAAUCAUGUUGUUACAUAUAUGUUUUUAUAACAAAUGAGUUGAUAGACAGUACGAUGUGAACGAAAAUAAAAACAUUUAAAUUU